CCUAAAUCUGUGCCCCUCCCCCAUCUCCGGCCUGGCCCCGCCGGCCGUGAGUCCUGGGGGUGGCUCAUAACUACCGCCCGCGCCCGCAAGUGCUUCUCCGGCGCAGCGAGCGCGGCCAGCCGCCUCCCUCCAUGCUCCGCGGUGAUGCUGCUGCUGCUGCUGCGCCCUCCCUGCGGGUAACAGCGCCCAGCGCCUUCCGCUCCGGGCAGCCAAGAUGUGGCAGAGCGUCGGGCUGACGCUGCUGGUGAUCGUGGCCACGCUGGCCUGUGUGCUCUUGUUCAUGCUGUGCGGUUGGUAUGUGGUGUGGCAACUGUUUUUAUCUAAAUUCAAGUUCCUGAGAGAGUUGAUAGGAGACACAGGAUCCCAGCAGGGGGAUAAUGAGCCUUCAGAGUCUGAAGCUGAACAGGAGACUCCACCCACUCCACAGAGAUGUAGACAGAAAUCGGCACGGCAAAGAAGGGCACCAGCAGAAGAAGCAACUUAAAAAGAUAGUCAACUAUGAACAGAUUAAACACUUCUGCUGCUCUGUGUGAUUCAGCGGUUUGGUUUUACUAAAAACAAUGGGCUGAAAAAAGCCAAAUACCUGUGAGUCUUUACUUUUGGAUUUCAGAUAUACACUACUUUAGUAGCGGUUCAGGAAGGGCUUUAAUGGUAAGCCAUAUAGAACUAGAAAAAAGAAGGUGGGGGAGAAUCUCUCCGCCUGGAAAAGGCUGAGCUGCUGUAGCUCCCGCCCUUGCAAAUGGAUGCGGUUUCCUGGUCCCUAGACCUAGCCUUUCCAUUCGUCUGAACAGGGUAAGCAUGUCAGACUGGAAAUGGUUCCGAACUUUAUUUUUAUUUCACAGCACUGCAACUAGUUGUAGUAAAAUUUAAUUUUAUUUCUGCAUUUCAUUCAGCUAUAUAAAUAUAAAUAUAUAUAUAUUCUUCAACUUGUCAAUGCAUGUAAACUUGAAAGAUGUUCAAAGGAUAUCCUGCUUGCACGGUAUUCUAAAAUGAGGUUUAGUAACCUUUUCUGUACAUGAGAGAAUCCGUACUAGAUGCACGUGAUGUGGAGGUUGUAACUAUCUCCUUAAAGAAAAACAUAAUCAGGUGACCAUACCUGGCUUCUUGGUUUUGACACAAGAAGGGUUACAGGUAAAACUAUUCUGCUAGACGUCUGUGUUUUGUCAUCUGAAUCUCUGACUCCAUUUUUACUGGAGAUGGGGAGGUGCAGCAUGGGUUAAGUGUCUUCACUGUUCAGUAUCCGAAAGUGGCAAGCACAGUUCUAACUCACUUUAAAAUGUAAACAUUUUUACAUCAGGUAUUUGGUACCAGAUUUUUUUUUUCUGGCGCCAUUUAUUAUGAAGAAUUUGUGACCAAUUUGGUGGACACCACUUUAAUAGUAUUGUAGCAAUGUGUUUAGUACCUCAUGUUUGGUGGUGGUGGUUACUGGUUGUAUCAGCAAUUUAGCAGAUUCUCCCAGUUCUUCAGUACCUGAAUUGUACUCCAGGUGAACAUCCUUUUUUUAUUAUUAUUUUUUUGCAUUGUACUUCAAGCAAAAUUAAAUCCCACAUUGCAGCAAUCUAGCAACUUUGUAAACUAGAGUUUAAUGUGUAUCAAACAAGGAAGAAUAAGCAGGUGCUGCCUCUGAAGGGGGAUGUUGGGGGAUGAAGCUACAAAAAGAACAGUGUCUGUGUUUUGGAACAAGCUCAUUUGACUUCCUUUCAUAAACUUUGGAUGCAUCUUGUUGAUUUGUUUAAUUUCUCCUUAGUUUUCCCUGCAUUCAGAUUCUGCUCUACAGGAAAAUGUCUUAAAACUACAAACUAUGAAUCCUACAUCUGUGGACAAACUCUCUUGAACCUCUAGUGACAAUAGCAAUGCUUAGCUCUUUGAUAGAAUGAUAGAUAGAAUGCUAAGCAAUGCUUAGCUCUUUGAUAGAAUGUGCUCUUCUCCUAUGUCUGGGAGAAGAGCACAUUUUUACUGCCUUUAUAUUCUAAUUUAUCUGUGGAUAUUAUUUGAAAGCCAAUGUGUUAGGAUUUGAAGAUGACAGUAUUCACUGAAAUAUACCACAAACAGCUGACAUAAACUUUCUUCCUAAUGUGUCAGUGUUAAAAUAUGUAAUGGAUGUCCUUGACCCUUCCCUGCAAGUUCUGUGUUCUUUCUUUGUUUACCAGCAGGUAUGUAUAAACAUGCUUUAUUACAGGAUUACACUUUCAAGCAUGGUUACACAUCAGUUUGCACAUAUCCUCAAAACACAUGUAAAACAUAUUAAUAGUUUUUCCUAUUCCAUACUUCCUACUGGUGAGAAUGGGAACUGGAAAUGGCUAUUGAUUUAAGGUAAUAUCCCCAUUGUACUGUAUUCAAACUGUUCAACAACAUUGUUUCCUUUUCCUGCUUGUUUCAAGUGUUUGCUGUUAGGACAUACUCAACAGUAUAGUCCAUUUGAUGUUCAGUAUACCUUCAGCCGAACAGUUCUAAGCAGAUUUGGGAGCACUUUUCUUAAUCUUUUCAUUAAGAACAUACGUUUUUGUAAACUCUCAUUAAUUUUAGUCUGCAAAAGGACUAUAAUCUUGAUAUAAAGCAUUCCUACUAUAUGUACGUUUCAGUUUUAACUGAAAUAUAAGUACACAUAGGAAAUACACAGAUAGCAAAAAGCUGACAUUUCUAAUCUCUCCUGCUGAAAGAGGUAAUGGAAACCCACAGACAGGCUCUAAUUUCAACAGCUGUGGAAAAAAUGUGAAAUUACAGCUAUACAGAUACCAAGCAAGGUAGCACUCGAAAGUCCUUGUGCCUCAUGCCUUGAGUAAGUUGAUGAGGGAAACCCAGUAAGUUUCAGUGCUGACACUUCUACCUGGAAGUGUGCAAUAACAUGGAAAUUAAAACUAAUGAAUAUAGAACUCUGGGAAGCAAGUUUGUCCUGCCUUUCUGAUCAACAUUUCCCCCACAUGGAGUUCAUCUAGUCUGUCUGUCAUUUUGUGAAAAAUAGCCAACACUCUUACUAAUUAAUAAUGCUGAUGUGACCUACUUGCCAGUAACACUAAAUCCACCUAUAACGUAACAUUCAUGCUCCUAGUAGCAGCAUGACAAUGAGAUUUAUAUUGUAGAGAUAGUGUGAGUUGUGUGGCUUCGGUGAUGAAGAUGUCAAUGUAUAAUAUGAAUAGGAGAAAAUAAAAAGGGUUUUCUGCACAUGUCCCAUGUGGAAACUUCGGCAUAUUGGGGUUUUACACACACCUAUAAAACAAGGGUGUAUUUAUGUGAACAUGUGCCUGUGAGCAGGUCCAAGGUAUUAAGUUUUACCAGUCCAAUAGAACUCAUGUUCUUGUCUUCAAAAAAUUUUGUUUUGGACUUUUUUUUAACAAUGUACAUCUAAAGUAUUUUAGUUGUAGCUGAGCACUUCGUUUUUAAUUAAUACAAUUCUAAAAAAACCAUUUUGUAAGGCAAAAAUAUAAAUGACUGAUUUAAUCUUUGUUUUAAUUAGAUUUAUUUUUAAAUAUAUAUGCCUUAUUGCAACCAUUCUACUGAAUAUACUGGUUGGUUUUGGUCAAUUAAUUUAAAAUAUAUUCAUAUCACUUUUGUAGCAAUGGUUGAGUGAGCAGCAGUUAUCUGCUUUGUAUGUGAAACACUUUAUUUGAAAAGGCUACUGCCAGGGAUCGUAGAACAAGCACAUAAUAUAGGCUGGUUGAAAAGAGUAGGUAAAUAAUGGCUACAAAUUCAGGAGAAAACUGAGGACAGUUGUAUUCUUGUAGGAUUUUUCUUAUGACUAUUGCAAAAUUCAGACCUGUUAGGAAGCCAUUAUGAUUUUUAUCAUGGUUAUUUAACACCUGCCCACAAGGCUAAUUCUAUGCAGUUCAUUCAUUAAGCACUGCUGCUGUAGCUAUUUGCAGUAAAUGCUAUAUACUGCGCUGCAAUCAGUGAGCAACUUGCUGCUUAACGUUAGGUUUACACUGACCCAGACCUAUGUAUGUUUCAACUUCAGUUUGUUUGGCAACAGCCAGAAUAAAGAAUGUGUUUAAUAUAGUCAUUUGCGUCUUCAGUGUUAACUGUUAAAAGAUACUGUACCUAAUGCUUCCGUGGUUUGUCUGUAUUCAUCAUGUUAACUGUUCUUUUAAACUGACUGCACAGAUAACUUAACAAAAACAAAAUAAAAUACACUUGAUAUGAGAA
Molecule: messenger RNA, 4140 nt
Organism: Caretta caretta (loggerhead turtle)
Lineage: Eukaryota; Metazoa; Chordata; Testudines; Cheloniidae
Gene: SMIM13
Product: small integral membrane protein 13
Source: RefSeq, a predicted model, not a curated record